This is a messenger RNA of Carassius carassius (crucian carp), 905 nucleotides long. Its product is annotated as TLR adapter interacting with SLC15A4 on the lysosome-like. The transcript has a single exon. Lineage: Eukaryota; Metazoa; Chordata; Actinopteri; Cypriniformes; Cyprinidae. Bases 51 to 866 code for a protein of 271 amino acids. Gene Ontology annotation, biological process: regulation of toll-like receptor signaling pathway. The record is from RefSeq and is a predicted model, not a curated record.
UGAGUUUAGACUCCUUUUUAAACCACUCAUUGUGUUUUUGUGCACUGCAGAUGUUGUGUGAAGGUAAGCUGUGGAGUUUGGUGUUUGAAGCUGAUCCAGAGUGCGUAAAUCCUCCUACGUGCUGCACGGUCAGGGCACAAUCAUCGUCUUCACCGAGUUACCUCCUCUCAGCACAAAGCCCUGACCACUCAUCCCUAGAGGAUACAACCCAGACCAGACAACCCCAAGGGGGAACCCAUCCUUCCCCCACAGACCCUGCAGCAGGACGGCAACUCGCCAUAGGUGUGGAUGUCCCCAGGCAUGCGCACGCCCCAGAAACAGAGGCAUUUUUGGUGCCCUCAAGCUGCCACAGCAUCUGCAAGCAUUACAGUGAUUUACACAUUGCUGGUGGCCAGGUGCUGCCACUCAGCCCCAGCACAUUGGAGAUACAGGGCAAUCUCAUUCAAGACCCCAAGCCUGGGCCCUUCCUCCUGUCUGGGGAUGUUCCCUCCCCCUCCCUCCUGCCUCCUCUGGUCCAUGAGAACAGGAAUUCGAGGUGCUGGAAGGAAGAAAGCGGGCGCGAGCGUCCCUCUCUUCUGCAAUUCAGCCGGCCUUUCUCUAAUUCACAGCUCAACAGCUACCUGGAACAGAAGCUUUUGGAGCUGUACAAGCAGUACCUGACCGAGGGACCUGCAGCAACCGUCAUGGCCUAUGAGCUUCUGCACACCAACCUGGACCAGAUGACUCUCCAGCUGAGCCGUGAGCAGAACGUGGAGACGGCUAGGGCCAAAGACAUGCUGCUCAGCUGCCUGCUGAGAGUCACCAGCAGUUACCAGUCCAGCGAGAUCAGCACUCCUCUACUGCAGAUCUCCAUUGAGAUAAGAUGAGUUUGAUAGUGGGAGGAGAUGAAAAGACAGAGGAGGAAA